This is a messenger RNA of Trichosurus vulpecula (common brushtail), 1262 nucleotides long. RefSeq lists its product as uncharacterized. The transcript has 7 exons. The coding region runs from base 1 to 807 and encodes 268 amino acids. Lineage: Eukaryota; Metazoa; Chordata; Mammalia; Diprotodontia; Phalangeridae. The record is from RefSeq and is a predicted model, not a curated record.
AUGUCUCUAGGCCUCCCUGAUCUGAGCCCAAGUGUCAGUCCCAAAAGAGAGCAGCAUCAGCAGGGACCUAGUAUCUGGUACCAGCUUGGCCACUUCCUAGGUCUACUGGAUUUCAUGUUCUCCAUGAGCAUUCAUGAGUUCCACGUGCCAAUGGACUUCAAGCAAAGAGUGGAGAUGGCCGAUGAAGAUCUGUAUGCAGUGAUGCAAGCCAAGGAUCAAGGUGGUGAUGGCAAAGGAGUCAAGGGCCGGUCUCCUAGUGGCAGAAGUUCCUUCAGCAGUGUGAGAGUGGUGAUAUCGAGUCCUGUGAGGCCCAGGAGGCCAGACUCCCAGCAGGCAGCUGGAACAGUCGGUGACAGAGCCCGAGGGAGCGAGGAGCCACUGCUGCUGCUGCUGCUGCUGCUGCCGCCGCUGUUGCUGCUGCUGCUGCUGCUGCUGCUGCCCCAGCUGCCGCCUCUGCCGCCGCCGCCGCCGCCGCCGCUGCCAGUCGGAGGAAUCAUGUCCCGCAAAGGCAAAAGUGGCGUCUCUUCCAUGAAUGAUGAGGAGGCCCUUACGUUCUCUUCCGAUGAAGCAAAAGGCGAUGAUCUCCAGGAAAUUAAGAAGGAGCUGGUGAAGAUUGAGGAGAAGGUGGAUGCUCUGCUGGCCAGCCUGGAGCAGAUGGAAAGUGAUCCGAGUGAGCAAUGUGAACCCUACGUGAGGAAUAGACCUGAGGAGGAGAUGGAGAGCAACAAUACCAUGCAGGAUGCUGAGACCAACAUGGAGAUGGAGGAGAGUGGAGGCAUCGAUGACGACGCCGGAAACCAUGCUUAGGAGGGGCCCGCCUGGAGGAGGAGGACAAUGAAGAUCAAGGCAGAGAGGACCAGCUGGGGUGGCUCUAGAAUGAUGGAGGAGGGGUGGUGGUGGUGGAGGUAGUGGUAGCGGCAGCCCUGGAGGAGUUGGAGGGCAACAGAAACACCCUCGGGGCGAGCAGUGCUCUUUAGCACCCGUGGGUCCCAGAUCAAAGGAUCGCCCCUUAUUGUCACAGCUAGGCCCUUGUCCUAGAGCCAGCCUUCCCAGGUCCUCUCCCAUGGUAUCUUCCAGCAUAUGCUCCUGUUGUCCUCAACCUUACUCUCCCCAGGCUCAUUAGCUCCCCUCCCUUCUACAGGUGGCCCCUUCCCUGUUAGCUGUGACUCUCCCUAGGAGUUUACAGUAAGGCCCCUGUCAGUUUGCUCACUUAACUCUCAUAACUUUUUUCUGGUUCAACAAUAAAAAGUUCUAUUGCUCUG